AUGUCUUCACAUAAUAAUAAUAAAUAUAAUAUUUUCUCACCAUACAAUAUCUCUCACCUAAACACGGUGUCCAUAGAUCCACCACCAGCAGAGAUGACCCCAGAAUUGGCCGACGAACUGGACUGGUGGGGAAACGUAAAAUUCACAUUUGACGUGCCACCUGGUAUGGGCUUACUAGACGACGACUUUGACGUUUCCACAAAGGUGACCAAACUUAAAAAUGAUGACGUGGUUAAUAGUAACGUGGUGGGAGUUAAUACGAGUGCUGGGGUGUCAGGUUCUACUGAUGGUUUUCAAGAUUUUGAAAUUUUGCCUCAAGUAUUUACUUCUGGACUACCUCAGUAUAUCACAUUUACAACCACCAAUCCCGUUGUUACGCACAUGCAAUCAUUAACGCCAACCAUUCCCACCAGAACUGGUAAUCAGAUGAUCUUGCCUAAGCAAUCAUCGUCUACUACCGAAAAAAAAAUUGCACCUGCUCCCUCACCAAUUACGACUACUAGCACCUCGUCAAAUCGUAAAAACUCGGGAAUUACAAAAUCGUCUAGUUCUACAUCACAACGUCAAGAUAAAAAAGUAGUGGUUGCUACUUCCGAUGCUCCCAAUAGCAAUAGCAGUGAUACAUCAUCGAAAUCUGCGAAAUCUACCGUAAAGUUGGAUGACAAUAAAAAAGUCGAAGAAAAAGAUAACGCUAAAACCACCACAUCUGCCACAAGCACCACAUCAAAAACAGAUAAAAAAGAUGAUAAUGCUGAGGAAAACAAAAAAACAAUUGAUUCUGAUACUGCAGCGAAACUCGCCGCUGAAGAAGAUAAACGCAGACGUAAUACCGCUGCAUCGGCUAGAUUCCGGAUUAAAAAGAAAAUGCGAGAACAAGCUCUUGAACAUACUGCCAAAGAAAUGACUGCAAAGGCUGAGAUGCUUGAAGGUAAAGUGAAAGAAUUGGAAUUGGAGGUGAAGUGGCUUCGUAGUUUGAUCGUGGAAAAAGAUGCCAGACUAUUGGAUAUCGAAAGGCCUGAAAAGAGAAGGAAACUCGAUUCUUCCAGUUAA
Ambispora leptoticha is the source of this 1050-nucleotide messenger RNA. The record is from the annotation of a GenBank genome assembly. NCBI's taxonomy places the organism in Eukaryota, Fungi, Glomeromycota, Glomeromycetes, Archaeosporales, Ambisporaceae.